Messenger RNA from Canariomyces notabilis, 2052 nucleotides. RefSeq lists its product as uncharacterized. The transcript is spliced from 2 exons. Gene Ontology annotation, molecular function: DNA-binding transcription factor activity, RNA polymerase II-specific; zinc ion binding. Lineage: Eukaryota; Fungi; Ascomycota; Sordariomycetes; Sordariales; Chaetomiaceae. Bases 1 to 2052 code for a protein of 683 amino acids. Gene Ontology annotation, biological process: regulation of DNA-templated transcription. The record is from RefSeq and is a predicted model, not a curated record.
AUGGUCUACUGUGGGAAGCCAAGCAAGGGAUGCUCUAACUGUCGAGAGCGCAAGAUACGAUGUGAUCAAAGAGAGCCAGGGUGCGGGCAGUGUGAGAAGAGACAGCAAGAAUGCCCCGGGUAUCGAAACCUCGUCGACCUCAUGUUCCGCGAUGAAAGCUCCCAUGUCAUCAAGAAGGCUAGGGCCCGGGCCCGCAAGACGAGGAGUCUUGCCGUUGACCCCGCUACGCCAUCCGACUCGGAGGGCCGCUCGUCGCUCACCCCCGAGCCUCGAAGGAAACCACUGUCCUUAGUGGUCCCCACUUCCCCGGCACCAAGCAGCCCAGCCAGCUGGGACGCCCCGGCAUGCGAAGAGAGUUGUAGCCUGCUGUCACCCGAAUCAGGAAGUUGGCCAGUCACCCCUGCAGUGGCCCUGCUGUACAACCUCGCGCCGACUUGCCAAGAACAAGGCACCGCCUGGUUCUUCUCCCGAUACGUGACCAUGGAGGAGACGGCAUGUCACCAAAAGUUUGACUUUCUCCGCGAUGUGUGGAAGCCUUCGCCAUCGGCGUCGGGCCAGGUCGACGGCGUCCUUGCAAGCAUGACGGCCGUCGGGCUCAUGGAACUGGCUAGCAUGAAACAGUCGGUGGAUCUUAUGGAUGCCGCGAGGAAAUCGUACGGGACAGCAUUGCGGUUGGUAAAUCACGCAUUGCAGGAUCCAGCCGAAGCCGUCAAGGACAGCACAAUGCUGUCCGUACUGAUCCUCGGCGUGUUCGAGAUGAUGGCAGAAAACACACCGCGAACCUUGACGGUCGAGGCUUUCCAAAAACAUGUCAACGGGGCGGCGGAGCUUGCACGAAUGCGGGGAGCCGCUCAAUUCCAGACGCGGGCGGGCAGAAGGAUGUUCUCGAUGCUCUGCCAGCGAGCAAUUAUCAUCUGCGCUCAAAGAAAUGUGCCCAUGCCGGACGGCUUGAUAGAGCUCUCGCAAGAAAUGGCCUCAACCUUGAAGCCUGAAAAUCCGACUAGACAUUUACUGCCACUAGUGUGGGAGACACUUCAACUACGCUCAGAUAUCAAGAUGGGCGCCUUGGCUGAUCCCGAGAUCAUUCUCGGCAAGCUGCUGGCCAUUGAGGAGCGAUUUGAGAAACUAACCGCCCAGCUACCACCGUCCUCACAAUAUCGGACAUUCAAAGUAACACAACACCACCCCGCAGUAUUCGGGGGUAUUUGCCAUCUAUAUCCAUCCCUGCGACAGGCCAACCUUUGGACCUGCAUCCUCACAACCCGCAUCCUCGUGCUAGAAACCGUUGUCUCCAUCAUCUACCAUGACUCGCAGACCUUCGCCCCGAGGCUAUCCUCCACUUACUACAUGGACGAGUUUCACAAGGCACGGCGGAAACUGCGACGGCUGGUCCACGCCGUCACGGCGAGCGUGCCCCAACACCUGGGCCUCAUGAACGCCACCGACGGCAGCAUCGAGAGCCUCGAUCCGGGAGCCACACCGAUAGCGACCGUCGAGAUACGCCAGACGCCCAGCCCCCCGACAUCACCGUCAGCCAGGUCAUCCGACUCGGGCAGCAGCGUUUUUAGCCCCUGCUCCGAUCCUUCCUCGAAGCGGUAUCUGUCAGGACUCACCAUCCUCGACGUGACGCGCGCGCGGGACGCCGAAGAGGAGGCGGAGCGCUACAUGCUCCUCGUGUCGGCCAGGAGCACCGUCGUCUGGCCGCUGUUUGUGGUGGGCAUGUCGACGGCGUGCUCCGACGAGAUGCGCGCCUACGUCAUUGGUCGGCUGCGCACCCUGUACAUGGAGACGGGCAUCAGGCAGGCGGAUGCCGUGGCCAACAUUUUGGAAGAGCAGCACGAGGCGUCCGCGUCCGGGUCGUGGCUGGCUGGAGCGGGGGACAUGUCGUUGGCGUCGGCGAGGGAGGAGGAGGGGGAACUUGUAGAAGAGCAGGAGUCUGUGCUGUCACAGCUGUCGCUGUCGCUGUCUAUGGCCAGGCCGGGUUAUGGGAUUCUGACGAUGAGGGGGGAUAUGCCGCCGACGAAGCCGGAGUUUGACAUGGUUUGGGUGUAA